CAUCUGAUUGAAACAUGACUUUUUUGCAUGCCGGCAAAUGGUAUCUCAUGGGAAGCCCUUGUUAUUGUCUUUUUUGUGCGAGUCAGAACGGGUCUUCACCAAAUCUGGUUACUGGUUCGGCAGCGAAUCUAUUUAUUCGCGAAUAUCGGAAUAGGGUGAAAUCUAAGGUCUCGUUCGUCUGCCCACCUACAGGCCUAUCGAUUUCUCUCAGAAUCUCCCUACUACAACUUUACUCUUGGCUCAUUACCAGGUGCUUCAUUGAUUUCUCUCGGCAAAAUGUGGCACUCGGGCAAUACUGUGUCGUUCUCUCAUCCUUCCAACCCGCCGAACGAGCUGCACCUGCACAACUUGCCAUCAGAUACUGUUUUAACAUGUGCUAGCGCUUCCAGUUCAUCACAAGCAACCUGCACCCAACCACUCGCACCUCCUCAAGCUCACUAUUCAUCCAUGCAGCUCCAGGAUGACAUGUUUUCACAGUUCUUCGGAGCCAAACCACACCGAACGAGAGUCCUCGAACGGCAUGUCCCUCCGCCCUACUUGCGCGAAGGGGAGUUUGAGAAACUGCCUGUCCGUACUGCUUAUCCGAGUCCGGAUGCAGACAACAAGCCCAUAAUACUCACUCGCUAUUUGUUUUCCUACGGUUUCUUCUUUCCAAUAUUUUGGAUAGUUGGAAUCGCUAUAAUAUUCUCCCCACUUCGGCCCACUCCUGAAUGGGGGAUGGGAAAGUCGGAAGAGGAGAGACAAAGGCUGCUUGCGGAGAUGCGAGUUUCGGAACUCAAAUGGGCCAAGCGUUGUUUAUAUGCCAUGAUCGCACUUUUGGUUCUCGUUAUUAUUGUGUUGGUGACCACCCUUGUUUUGGUAAGACGGUAAAGAGGCGCUGGCGGUUGCUUUACUCUACCUUCUUUCCAUACAGCUAUUGUGUUCGGCCAACCGGACCUUCAUCUUUUCGUCAGCUAAGUACUAUAGUUGGAUUUUUCUCCUGUAUCAGCAACUCUGGCAUAUCACUUUCAAGCUCAAGCCCUGUUUAUACUUAUAGACGACAUACUUUAGUGUACCACCACAAAAGCCAUUUGUCUCUUUACUGAAUGAAUGUCCUCUGGGUAUCCGAAUAUGCAUUGGGCAGUGUAUGUGAUUACGAACUAACAGUGUGGCACUAACUAGAUCCAGCUCGAGAUAUUGCACCAUCAACCAUGAUACCAAAAGCGAAAGCAGAAGUAGAAUGGUAUGACUCACUGUGGCGAUGUGCCGCUUGGGCUUUCAGCUUACCCUGAGCAGAUCAUGUAUCC
This is a messenger RNA of Suillus bovinus, 1286 nucleotides long. RefSeq lists its product as uncharacterized. The coding region runs from base 277 to 870 and encodes 197 amino acids. The transcript has 4 exons. Lineage: Eukaryota; Fungi; Basidiomycota; Agaricomycetes; Boletales; Suillaceae. The record is from RefSeq and is a predicted model, not a curated record.